This is a messenger RNA of Letharia lupina, 1689 nucleotides long. RefSeq lists its product as uncharacterized. The record is from RefSeq and is a predicted model, not a curated record. The coding region runs from base 1 to 1689 and encodes 562 amino acids. The transcript is spliced from 5 exons. Lineage: Eukaryota; Fungi; Ascomycota; Lecanoromycetes; Lecanorales; Parmeliaceae.
AUGGCUCUACCGGCAACUGAGAAAUUUUUCACCAUACGACGCAGUUCGAGGCUUCGGCAGAGAUUGAUAUCAUCUUCACGGCAUGUUGCACCAACAAAUGCGUCCUUAUCCAUUACAUCAACACCCACAGCAGGUGGUAUCCUACUCAAACUACCGCCCGAAAUUCGUGACAUGAUCUACGCUCUCCUCUUCUCUGCCGGCGAUCUUUCACUACUGCGCACCUGCCGGGGGAUCAAUACGGAAGCGCAGUCCAUGUUCUACCGAGCAGGCAUAUUCCGCCAAGAAGCUGGCUACUCUGCGGUAAAUCGACUUUACGACACAUCGUCACAGUUGCUGGCUCAGAACUUUGAGCUUCGAUGCAAUCUAGACUAUUACGUAGAAUUUACUACUAUCGAACCCGUUCUUAACUUCAGGCCUGCGUCGUAUUUCGUUCAUCGUGGCAUCUACCGAAACAAGUUGCUCAUCAAAUUGAACUUCGGCAUAGUGUCUUCCUUAUCAGAGAUCAAGAGCAAUAUCACGAAGGUCCUUGAGCGGCCGAAAAGCUUUGUCGGGUUCCGGGUUCUGGUGGUCGAGUUGAUGCCGCGGCUUAUGAUUUACGCCAACGAGGGCAGGAUCAGGCUGUUCGUGAAAAACAUACUGGAACCAAUUCUGGGUCCCGCAGUUGAACAUUAUGGGGACAAUGGUCCAUAUAUCAAAUUCCGUCCCUGGAGUGCUGUGGGCCGUCAACAUCAUAUCUUGGAGCCUGUGUCGAUAACGUACGAUGUACUGAACAGGCAGAGAUUUUACACGCGCUUUCAUGAAGUGGACCGUCCGGCUGAUGAAAGCGAGGAGGAACAUGGGGGCGGGGAAGAAAUUGGUCAAGGAGAAGCAGUGAGUGGCGAGAAGAUGGGAGUAGGACGUCGGCCUUGCAAAGACAGCGGACAAGAAGGGUGGAGCGAUUUUGUAGUCAUUAUCCGAGUUGCUGAUGGUAGCAGUGUCGGUAAGAACCCAAUACUUGCUCCAAUAGUUGGAAGGAACAUCCAAGUGCCGGACGACGACAGUUCCGAGUCAGACGACGACGGCCUAGAGCUGAAGAAUGAUUUAGGAGGUAGACUAGACGAAAGCUUCAUGAACAACGUCUUCAUUUCGUGGAGCCAGAAAAAUGUUGCAAUGGGCGGCAAGAGAAUCACUCUGAGUCAACGUGAUAAAGUAGAUGGCAUCGAAACAUUUGAUUUCCUCUACAUAAUCGGCGACCGUCUCACUAUUAUACUCUCCACCGCUACCUCGUAUCUCCUGGGGAACGCAACUAUCCAGCGGACAAGAGAAUGUAUAUGCAAGUUCGAGGGAUACUUGAUCUCGCCAAUGGCGGAGAGGUCAAAUGGUGUCAAGAGAGAUUCACGAAGGCUCAAAGGAUUUGACAUGGGAAAGAUGGAGAUAGAAGAAGCCUUGCAGGUGGACCAAGUUCGGCUUGCUUGCGGAUCACCUUUCCUUUCUGGCACCAACUCGAGUUUCUCGGCUGAGCUACAGAGGCUUGAAGAGGAUGAGUUGUCUGGCACAGAGGACACUGAACUACUAGGUAUCGAGAUAUACGAAGUGCCAAAUAUGGAUAGAGUUGAAUUACCAGAUACUGAGACUGAUGAACUCAUGGAAAGGAACGGACUAUCAUGGAUUGAAGCGUUGGUUGAAGAAGAGGAUAGAAUCCGCAGAUAG